Messenger RNA from Penicillium oxalicum, 1665 nucleotides. RefSeq names its product glutathione-disulfide reductase GLR1 (gene glr1). The coding region runs from base 1 to 1665 and encodes 554 amino acids. Gene Ontology annotation, biological process: glutathione metabolic process; cellular response to oxidative stress; cell redox homeostasis. The record is from RefSeq and is a predicted model, not a curated record. Gene Ontology annotation, cellular component: cytosol; mitochondrion. NCBI's taxonomy places the organism in Eukaryota, Fungi, Ascomycota, Eurotiomycetes, Eurotiales, Aspergillaceae. Gene Ontology annotation, molecular function: glutathione-disulfide reductase (NADPH) activity; NADP binding; flavin adenine dinucleotide binding. The transcript has 3 exons.
AUGCUCUCCCGCUCUCUCCGCAUUCACUCAUCUCGGACCAGCUUUCGCAGUUCUCUUCCAUCUCGGUCUCUCGUCACCCAAUUCUUGCAUACAGGUCCGCACUCGCGUCUGACCGGAGUCCGAACGCUGGCGACUACGGGCAUCUCCUCUCGAUCAGCUUUGAACCACUCCGGCUCCCGGUUGUCCUCGAUCUCGCGACACUUUUCAUCCUCGUCUCCCGUGUCAGAGAACAAGACGUCCUCUACAAUGGCUCCCGUUGAGGUUCAGCAGUAUGACUAUAUUGUCCUGGGUGGUGGUAGCGGUGGUAGUGGUAGCGCCCGUCGUGCCGCCGGCUGGUACAAGGCGAAGACUCUGAUCGUUGAGAGCGGCCGAUCUGGUGGCACUUGCGUGAACGUUGGCUGCGUUCCCAAGAAGAUGACAUGGAACUUUGCCUCGAUCAAUGAGGUGAUGGAGGGUGCCAAGCAUUACGGCUACGACAUUCCCGAGGGCACCAAGAUCAACUACAAACACUUCAAGGACACCCGCGAUGCCGAGGUCACCAGACUCAAUGGUAUCUACGAGCGCAACUGGAACAAGGAGGGGAUCGACCUCGUCCACGGACGUGCCCGCUUCGUGGAGCCCAAGGUGAUCGAGGUUGGUCUGUCCGACGGCACCACCGCUCGGUAUAGCGCACCUCACAUUUUGAUCGCCACCGGUGGCCGGCCCAACCUGCCCGACGUGCCCGGUGCUGAGCACGGUAUCACCAGCGACGGCUUCUUUGAGAUGGACGAAAUGCCUCCCAAGGUUGCCGUCGUCGGCGCCGGUUACAUUGCUGUGGAGUUGGCUGGUGUGAUGAACGCCGUCAGCGUGGAGACUCACAUGUUCAUUCGGGGUGACACGUUCCUGCGCAAGUUUGAUCCUAUGGUGCAGAACACCAUGACCAACCGCUACGAGGCCGCGGGCGUGAAGAUUCACCGCAAGCACCAGGGCUUCAAGGAGAUCCAGCUUGUCCGCGAUGGCAAGGGCAAGGACAAGCUCCUCAAGCUCAUCAGUAACGACGGAUCCGAGCUAGAAGUGAACGAGAUUUUGUGGGCCGUCGGUCGGGCCCCCGAGGUCGAGGAUCUGCACCUGGACAUUCCCGGUGUGAAGCUGAACACUAGCGGUCACAUCAUUGUGGACGAGUACCAAAACACCUCGGUCCAGGGUGUCUAUGCUAUCGGUGAUGUGACGGGCCAGGCUGAGCUGACUCCAGUUGCCAUUGCCGCUGGUCGUCAUCUGGGCAGCCGCCUCUUUGGCCCUCCCGAGCUCAAGGCCUCCAAGCUCAACUAUGACAACAUCCCCACCGUCGUCUUCUCCCACCCCGAAGUCGGUACCGUUGGUUUGACCGAGCCUGAGGCUCGCGAGCGCUACGGUGACGAUAAGAUCAAGGUCUACCACACCAAGUUCACGGCCAUGUACUACAGCGUGAUGCCGCAAGAGGAGAAGGCCAAGAACCCCACCGAGAUGAAAAUCAUCUGCGCCGGUCCUCAGGAGAAGGUUGUCGGUCUGCACAUUCUCGGCCUCGGAGUCGGUGAGAUGCUCCAGGGCUUCGGUGUUGCCGUGAAGAUGGGUGCGACCAAGGCCGACUUUGACAGCUGUGUGGCCAUUCACCCAACCAGCGCGGAGGAGUUGGUCACCAUGCGGUAA